Phycomyces blakesleeanus NRRL 1555(-) is the source of this 1449-nucleotide messenger RNA. RefSeq names its product apses-type HTH transcription regulator. Lineage: Eukaryota; Fungi; Mucoromycota; Mucoromycetes; Mucorales; Phycomycetaceae. Gene Ontology annotation, cellular component: nucleus. Gene Ontology annotation, biological process: positive regulation of transcription by RNA polymerase II. The record is from RefSeq and is a predicted model, not a curated record. Gene Ontology annotation, molecular function: DNA-binding transcription factor activity; sequence-specific DNA binding. The transcript is spliced from 5 exons. The coding region runs from base 1 to 1449 and encodes 482 amino acids.
AUGUACCAAAGCAUGGGCCAAGCAACCCCGUACAGUUCUCUGUCGGACAUCUACCCAAAUCAAUACAACUCUCCCGUAAUGUCUCCCUCUUCUGCGCCCAUCACAGGCAGUCCUCUUGGUUGUGAGCCCUACAGCACACACCAAAGCUCUCUUGGAAGUCCAAGCCCCACUCAUACCCCUACUCAAAUAAACGCUCAGACAACAAGACCCAACUCCACUUCCACUUCGAGUCCUAUUUCCACGUCUACCUCUAGUCCCAGUCCUAGCCACAAUAGCCACCAACCCACAAACAACACAACCACAACCACAAACACUCACUAUAGCACACCUACAUCUACAUCUACUGGCACAUCUACAGCCACAGCUACAUCGACACCUACCCCUACACACACAUCAACAUAUACUCCAGCAUCGUACCUCUCAUCACACUGGUCUUCUCCCGGAUUGUCUUGGUCAGCCAGUCCUCCGCUUCCAGUCACAAGCUACCAACCCAAUCGACCAUACUACUCAAACCUGAACAGUUCGUGUUUUUCCUCGACCACUUCUCUCACCGGUCUACCGAUCCAAAGACCAAAGCUCACCACAACAGUAUGGGAGGAUGAAUCUACAGUGUGUUACCAGGUAGACACUCAAAAUGUGUGUGUUGCACGAAGACAAGAUAAUGAUAUGAUCAAUGGUACCAAAUUGCUCAACGUGGUGGGCAUGUCUCGAGGCAAGCGCGAUGGAAUCCUAAAAAAUGAAAAGGGCCGGGUGGUAGUCAAAGUAGGAGCAAUGCAUCUCAAGGGUGUUUGUUUAAUAAUUAUCCAGAAUAAAAAAGAAAAGCAUCCUAACAAGUCUAAUAGGAUUACAUUUUCACGCGCCCGAUACUUGGCCAUGAAAUUUAAGAUUUAUGAUCUGCUGUUCCCCCUCUUCACAGACGAUCCAUCGGCCUAUCUGCUGGUCUCCCUCGAUCACCCGGCCAACAAGAAUCUCCACACAGCAAAAGGCACCAAGACUACUUGUGAAUCGAUAUGUGCUCCAUCAUGGGACACCUCACACACCACAGGCCUACCCAGGCUUUCUCAGUCUGAAGGCAAGCAUUCUCUUUUAUAUAUAUAUCUGUGUGUGUUGUCUCUACCUCAUCCGUUUACAUAUAGCCCUGUCCCUGGAUUGCUGAGUUCUCACUUUUUGCAAGACACACCUAUGUACAUGCAGUGUGAGCGAACACUUCAAAGGACAAGUUUCAGUGAGUCUGAAGACUACAAGUACAAGUACUCUGUUGGUGGUUCUCAGAAUGAAUCAUCUUUGUACCAUUUACCCAAGUCCUUGCACACCUUACAGUUGACCGAUCUCCCUUCAACGUUUGGCAUGGAACAGACCUUGGGUAAACACAAACAAAAGGAUCUAGAGAGUGCCUUUCAGAUCCAUUUACCCGAGAAGAAAGUCAAAAAAUACAUCAAAAAGAACUAA